AUGUCUCACCGGAAGUACGAAGCCCCUCGCCAUGGCUCUCUGGCGUACCUGCCGCGGAAGCGUGCUGCCCGCCACCGGGGCAAGGUUAAGUCCUUCCCGAAGGACGACCCUAAGAAGCCCGUCCACCUGACGGCCGCCAUGGGCUACAAGGCUGGCAUGACCACGAUCGUCCGCGACCUCGACCGUCCCGGUGCGAAGGCUCACAAGAAGGAGAUCGUGGAGGCUGUGACAAUCAUUGAUACCCCACCUAUGAUAGUUGUGGGUCUGGUUGGUUACAUCGAGACUCCCCGUGGCCUGCGCUCCCUGACCACCGUCUGGGCUGAGCACCUGAGCGACGAGGUCAAGCGCCGCUUCUAUAAGAACUGGUACAAGAGCAAGAAGAAGGCCUUCACCAAGUACGCCAAGAAGCACUCCGAGAACAACGGCGCCUCCAUCACCCGUGAGCUCGAACGCAUCAAGAAGUACUGCACUGUCGUUCGCGUCCUGGCGCACACCCAGAUCCGCAAGACGCCUCUCAAGCAGAAGAAGGCCCACCUCAUGGAGAUUCAGAUCAACGGUGGCUCCGUCGCCGACAAGGUCGAGUUCGGCCACGGCCUCUUCGAGAAGCCCGUCUCGAUCGACUCCAUCUUCGAGAAGGACGAGAUGAUUGACGUCAUUGCCGUCACCAAGGGUCACGGUUUCUCCGGUGUUACCGCCCGCUGGGGUACCAAGAAGCUGCCGCGUAAGACCCACAAGGGUCUCCGCAAGGUCGCCUGUAUCGGUGCCUGGCACCCGUCCCACGUCCAGUGGACUGUUGCCCGUGCUGGUCAGAUGGGUUACCACCACCGUACCUCGGUCAACCACAAGGUCUACCGCAUCGGCAAGGGCGAUGCCGACGACAACGCCGCUACUGACGUUGAUGUCACCAAGAAGAAGAUCACUCCCAUGGGUGGUUUCGUCCGCUACGGCGAGAUCAACAAUGACUUCGUCAUGGUUAAGGGCUCUGUCCCCGGUGUCAAGAAGCGCAUCAUGACUCUCCGCAAGUCCAUGUUCGUGCACACCUCGCGCAAGGCCCUGGAAAAGGUCGAGCUCAAAUGGAUCGACACGUCGUCCGAGUUUGGUCAUGGUGCCUUCCAGACCCCGGCGGAGAAGAAGCAGUACCAGGGUACGCUCAAAAAGGAUCUGGCCGCCAGCUCAUAA
Molecule: messenger RNA, 1179 nt
Organism: Parathielavia appendiculata
Lineage: Eukaryota; Fungi; Ascomycota; Sordariomycetes; Sordariales; Chaetomiaceae
Exons: 6
Coding region: 1-1179 (392 amino acids)
Biological process (GO): translation
Cellular component (GO): ribosome; cytosolic large ribosomal subunit
Molecular function (GO): RNA binding; structural constituent of ribosome
Source: RefSeq, a predicted model, not a curated record